This is a messenger RNA of Oppiella nova, 2561 nucleotides long. The record is from the annotation of a GenBank genome assembly. Lineage: Eukaryota; Metazoa; Arthropoda; Arachnida; Sarcoptiformes; Oppiidae.
AUGCCCUUGGAGCUGAACGCCCAAUACUACAGUCUGAGCACUGGUAGAUUGGCAGUGUCUACGACAAAGAGAUAUCCAUUGAGUUCAUUGUUGUGCCAUUCACUGCAUACAUCGACGCCAUCGGACUAUCUGUCGGUCAUCGGUGGUCAACGGCGAACCAUAACCAACAAAUGUCUACAUAAUUGCAUUGACUUAGCAUUACUCGAGACUAUGGUUUUACAACACUCUCAACACUUACAACACUCUCCCAAUCACUUCCAACACAUCCAACACUCCAAUGAUAAUAUCGGAAGAAAGAGUGAGAGCCCGAGUAGGAAGAGAAGGCGUACUUCGAUGAACACUCAGACAGACAGUCCUUCCCCUAACUGGGGGCUGGGAUUUAACGGCCAUCUCAUUGAUCAGAGUUCUGACCGAAACCUCCGCAGCCGAAGCCGUAACUCUCAGACUCCAAACCCUCGGCGCCCUAUAAACCCAAUGGUGGCCAACAGUGGGCACAUCCCGUCCCCAAACGGCGACCGCUAUAAUGCGAGUCGUCUUCGGCGCAGUCCUUCCGGUCGCCGCUGCUGUCUGUAUGCGCGCACUUCGCCACCAAUUAUCCAAAACAUUCAAUCAAAUCAAAACACUUGUCAGUCAAGUAUUGGUGGUUUCGCUGGUCUGAUGGGGUCGGCGCCCAUACCACCGACGUAUCGGUUCGAUGACUCCGAAUCUCUGCCCAACAGUCAUCACAACCAAAGCCACCAUCAAAGCCAUCAAAACAAUCACCGAAACGCUCACAUAAACCAUCAAAAUAGUCCGCAACCGACUCAGGCCUCCAAUCACACGAAUAUAUCGAAUGCAGUUUAUGCACAACUUCUGAAUGCGAGUCAUCCACAUCACCACAAUCAUCACCACAACCAUCACAACCAUCCAAUUGAUUCUCAUUCCGGAUCUCAUUCAUAUCGCGGCUCGCAUAUGACGGCCAACCCUCACAACACACCUCACAAUCCGAAUAUUGCCUCCCAAUCAGUCUGUAUGUGUUGUCUCCAUCAGUUGCGCUUAGCAUCGCCUCAGGUCUGUCCCAUCGCCCACCACCCCUUCCACCACUCUGUACUCAUUGUUUCGUUUCCCAUUCUUCAGGUGUCCCCUACAGGUAAUGGUCAGGCAUUCGCCUCCCUUUUCGGGGCUCCGGGUGCGCGACAAUACAACUUAGCACAAGCGCCACCCCUACAGAACUUCCCGUUGGGUUUGGCCAACACUUACCGCCGGACCGGGUCUGGCGCUCAGCUCAAUGAGCCGACCCUUAUGCCAGACUUGGACUCUUCCCGCAUUCGCGCCUACAGUCACGCCAAUCACCCGAACCUACCUCUCAAUUUGGCGACACUAGCGGCGGCUGCAUCGCAACAGUACCAACAGCAGCAACACCCGCAUCACUCGCACCCACAUCUGGGCUCAUCCGGAUCGCACACUUCGCAAUACAUUCAGCCCACGUCACCACUGCAUCACAUCUCCAUCCCAGGGGUGACCAACUUUAUGCACGUCGAGAGCCAACAACUCAAUGACUACCUAUGCAUACAAAGUCCUCGCCUUCUGGCCAGACGUGGUAACCAUCGGCGCUCUCAGCGCUCGCAUUCGUUUAACGCACCACAACCGGCACCUCCACCGCCCUAUCAGAACAUAAUGCCAGUCCCACCGACCACUUCGCCUCCAGUGUCUAAUCAAAGUUUCCCGACAAUGUUUCACGUGUUGGCCGCCAUGUUCUCGAACCCACAGCACCAGCACUUGCAGGCGGCCUCCUUUGGUGUCGCAGACUUUGUCACUAAUCCGGAAUCACCCGAAGCCGAGAACUACGAGGCAUUACUGAGUUUAGCCGAACGACUGGGUGAGGCCAAGCCCAGGGGGUUAGCUCGCAGUGACAUCGAGCAGUUGCCGUCGUAUCGCUACAAACCAGAGAACGCUCACGAGUCGGAUCAGACCACGUGUGUGGUGUGUAUGUGUGACUUUGAAGCCAAACAAAACCUCAGAGUUCUUCCCUGCGCUCAUGAAUUCCACGUCCGAUGUGUCGACAAAUGGCUGAAGACCAACAGGACGUGUCCCAUAUGUAGGGGCGACGCCUCGCUUAAUGAUCACGAAUCCGAUUGAUCUGAUUUGAGUGCCAUUUAAUACAAUUUAAUGCAAGUUCUCAUCACAUAAUCACAACUGAAUAAUUGAAACAAAACUUAUUUUUAAUGUACAAUAAUUGAUGUAAUAUUUACUGCAGUUCUGAAUGUUAAUUGUAUGGAUAGUAACCCCACAUAAGUAUUUGUAAUAACCAUUUGGACCUCAGUUUUCAUUUUCAUAGAGUCCUAAUCCCAGUGACAAAUACUUCUUUUAAUUCCUCAUUUCUUUUCCAAAUGUUUUUUAUUUUAUAAUUAAAUUUUCAGUUAAAAGCUUUUGUUAAAAGGAGUAAAUAUUGUGAUUUUAAAGCCUUAUUAUUGAAACCAUGUUUUGGUCUAUAAUGAGAGCGUUUCAUAAAUAUUCAUUCAUUUUAAUGCGAGCUUUUGUUUUAUAGUUAACGCCAAAUAAGACAAUAGAUGUUAAGCCAU